AUGAUUAAACACACGAUGAUAUCCCGGCUGGAUGGCCUGAUAUUGACCGCCUCAGUCGAUGACGAGCAGACAGACGCCGAAUUCAAUGAGGUCAAGGGCAAGGUAAAGCUCGUCCAGCGCCGCCUGAACCGCAACUCGGAGCCACAAGCAAGCAUAGAGAGCGGCAGCUACACAUACCACUACCUAAUCGAAGGCGACCUCUGCUUCCUCUGCAUAUGCGACCGCUCUUACCCCCGCAAGCUUGCCUUCACCUACUUGUCCGAUCUCUCGCGAGAAUUCACCACCACCUAUCAGCCCCAGCAAUAUCUCUCGCCAACUUGCCGCCCGUAUGCCUUCGUAGAAUUCGACACCUUUAUUCAGCGCACAAAGAAGACAUACCAAGAUUCAAGAGCGACACAAAACCUUGAUAAACUGAAUGAUGAGUUGAAGGAUGUCACAAAGGUAAUGACCAAGAACAUUGAAGAUCUGCUCUAUCGUGGAGACAGCCUGGAGAGGAUGGGCGACAUUUCGAGUCGGCUACGCGAAGACAGCAGAAAGUACAAGAAGGCAGCUGUGCGUAUCAAUUGGGAGCUACUGCUUAAACAGUACGGACCUGUUGGUGGACUUGCCUUCAUCAUUAUUGUUUUCAUUUGGUGGAGGUUCUUUUAA
Messenger RNA from Bipolaris zeicola 26-R-13, 648 nucleotides. RefSeq lists its product as uncharacterized. NCBI's taxonomy places the organism in Eukaryota, Fungi, Ascomycota, Dothideomycetes, Pleosporales, Pleosporaceae. Gene Ontology annotation, biological process: vesicle fusion with Golgi apparatus; endoplasmic reticulum to Golgi vesicle-mediated transport; retrograde vesicle-mediated transport, Golgi to endoplasmic reticulum. The transcript has 5 exons. The record is from RefSeq and is a predicted model, not a curated record. Gene Ontology annotation, molecular function: SNAP receptor activity. Gene Ontology annotation, cellular component: SNARE complex; ER to Golgi transport vesicle membrane; Golgi membrane. Bases 1 to 648 code for a protein of 215 amino acids.